Molecule: messenger RNA, 414 nt
Organism: Hemisphaericaspora subhashii
Lineage: Eukaryota; Fungi; Ascomycota; Pichiomycetes; Serinales; Debaryomycetaceae
Exons: 1
Coding region: 1-414 (137 amino acids)
Source: RefSeq, a predicted model, not a curated record
AUGAAACUUCCUAUUCAAUUAAUAAUAACAAUAAUAUCACUCCAAUCAUUACCGCUACUAAACGCCUUAGUCAUAGACACAUCCAACUAUCUGCCCUAUCCUCCAGAAGACAACCCUUCACAAAUAAAAUCCACAAAUGAAUUAAAUCCAUAUCCUUAUACCGACCAAUACACAAAAAUAUUCAGUAAUGAAUUAAUAGAAUGUAUGAAACAAAUAGAAGAAUCUCAAUUAACCAAGAAUUGUGAAUUCAAUUAUGGUCAACUGGUAUGUAAUUGUCAUUUCAUUGAUUUGAUACAACGUGGAUGUAAGAAUGGGACUAAUGAUGUUAAUUAUUGGUAUUUGGAGAAUGCGAAUGCUGAAUUGAAAUGUAACAAGGAAGAAAUUGACAAGGUGAUUAAAGGAGAAAAAGGGUAG